GUUGUAGUAAUAUCGCACUGGGCUCGUAUCUGGUGUGACGGAGCGAGAGGGGCUGCUGCGCGUCAGCGGGGGACACACCACGCACCAUCCCCACGAUUCAACACGCAUUCCGCCGCCGGCAAUGACAUUAGUUGAUUGAAGGGGGAAAUACACGAGAAAAACGCCAAAAUGACAGUGGACUUUGAAGAAUGUAUAAAAGAUUCACCCAGAUUCAGGGCUGGUAUUGAUGAUGUGGAGACAGAUGUGGUGGAAAUUGAAGCAAAGCUUGACAAGCUGGUGAAGCUGUGCAGCGGGAUGAUUGAGGCCGGCAGGGCCUACGUCAGCGCCAACAAGCACUUUGUUAACGGCAUCAAAGAUCUUUCCCAGCAGUGCAAGAAGGAAGCGAUGAUAUCGGAAUGCCUCGAGAAGUGUGGGGAAAGGCUCCAGGAGAUCGUCAACUAUCACAUGAUUUUGUUUGACCAGGCUCAGAGGUCAAUCAAGCAGCAGCUUCAUACCUUCAUCAAAGAGGAUAUACGCAAGUUCAAGGACACCAAGAAGCAGUUUGACCGAGUGCGUGAGGACAUGGAGCUGGCUCAGGUGAAGAACGCACAAGCGCCCAGGAACAAGGUGCACGAGGCAGAGGAGGCCACCCAGGCUCUCAUCCUCAGCCGCAAGGCCUUCAGGCAUCUGGCACUGGACUACGUGCUGCAGAUUAAUGUGCUUCAGGCUAAAAGGAAGUUUGAAAUCUUGGAUGCAAUGCUGUCCUUCAUGCAAGCCCAGUAUUCCUUGUUUCAACAAGGCUUUAACAUCUUGGAUGAGAUUGACCCCUAUAUGAAAAAACUGGCUGCACAGCUGGAUCAGCUGGUUAUUGACUCAGCCAUGGAGAAGAGAGAGCUGGAGCACAAACAUGCCAUCAUCCAGCAGAGAACUCUGAUGCAGGAUUUUUCCUACGAUGAUCCUAAACUGGAAUUCAAUGUGGAUGCACCCAAUGGCGUCGUCAUGGAGGGCUACCUGUUCAAGAGGGCCAGCAACGCUUUCAAGACCUGGAACAGGCGCUGGUUUUCCAUCCAAAACAGCCAGCUCGUCUACCAAAAGAAACUCAAGGACUCUUUGACAGUUGUGGUGGAGGAUCUGAGGUUGUGCUCGGUCAAACCAUGUGAAGAUAAUGAGAGAAGGUUCUGCUUUGAGGUGGUUUCCCCCACCAAAAGCUGCAUGCUGCAAGCAGAGUCUGAGAAGCUGCGGCAGGCUUGGAUCCAAGCGGUCCAGGCGAGCAUCGCUUCUGCUUACAAAGACAUUGCUGACAACUAUUACAUUGAGCGUUUGGACCGGACCGCCUCACCCUCCACCAGCAGCAUCGACUCUGCCAGUGAGCCGCGGGAGAGGGGGGACAGGGCUGACAGGGGAGUUCGAGCAGGGGGAGAGAGUCUCCUCCAGCGGGUGCAGUGCCUGCCGGGCAACGAGCUGUGCAGCGACUGCAGUCAGACGGCUCCCUGCUGGGCCUCGAUCAACCUCGGAGUCCUGCUCUGCAUUGAGUGCUCAGGGAUUCACAGGAGUUUAGGCGUCCAUUUCUCUAAAGUGCGUUCACUGACGUUGGACUCAUGGGAGCCAGAAUUACUGAAGCUGAUGUGUGAAUUGGGGAACACUGUGAUCAAUCAAAUUUAUGAAGGAGCCUGUGAGGAACUAGGAGCAAAAAAACCUGGACCAUCCAGUUCCAGACAGGAGAAAGAGGCCUGGAUCAAGUCUAAAUAUGUGGAGAAGCGCUUCUUGAAGAAGCUGAGUGGGAGCGAGGUGUUGGUAGAAGGGGAGAGAAAGGUCCGUCCGUGGUUGGUGAAGAAGUGCAGGCGACACAACAGCUCAGUUCGGGCCCCAAACAAGACCCGCAGGAAAUAUCACCGCUACGAGCCUGGCAGUGCCUCCCCUGCAAACCUCUCAGCCGCAGCUGCAGCAAAGUUUCGUCGGGAUUCCCUUUUCUGUCCAGAUGAGCUGGAUUCUCUCUUUUCUUACUUUGACACUGGCUCCGGUCCUCGAAGCCCCGCAGGUCUCAGCAGCGAUAGCGGCUUGGGAGGAAGUACUGAUGGCAGCACAGACAUCCUGGUUUUUGGCUCAGUGGUGGACAGUGUAACGGAAGAAGAAGAGGAGUCAGAGGAGUCUUCCAGUGGCGAGGUGGAGAUUGAACAGGAAGUGUCCUCAGACCCCGAGGACCCACGGGAGCUGCACCCCGGGGCGCUGCUCCAUCGAUCCUCCCGCCUCCACAACUUGCCGCUCAUGGCUGAAGCGUUGGCACAUGGCGCUGAUGUGCACGCUGCUAAUGAGGAGGAGGAGGGGAAAACGCCGCUCAUUCAGGCUGUGGUGGGGGGCUCUUUGAUAGCGUGUGAGUUUUUGCUGCAGAAUGGGGCCGAUGUGAACCAGAGGGACAUGAGAGGCAGAGGCCCCCUGCAUCAUGCCACCAACCUGGGGCACACUGGCCAGGUGUGUCUCUUCCUCAAGAGGGGAGCAUCGCAAACGGAGGUGGAUGAGCAGGGUCACGAUCCUCUCAGUAUCGCUGUGCAGGCCGCCAACGCAGACAUUGUCACUCUGUUGCGUUUGGCACGGAUGAACGAGGAGAUGCGCGAGGCAGAGGCUCCACUGGGUCAGCCAGGGGUUGCCACGAGCAGCAGGACAGUUAAAAUCAAGGAUAUCCGGGAUAGAGUGACAUCUCCUGUGCUGAUGUCUUUCACGACUUUUCUGUCAUCGCGUCUCUACAGCCCGAGAAGUUGAGGAGAAGAAGCAUACAGUUCAGCCGUUGCAAGAAGCCAUUCUGAUGAUUCACCCCCAAUUCAAUGCCCACUGUUGGAUCACUCUGGAAUCAAAAGAGAUGCAGCAGUAUGCAAUUAUUAAAGACAUUUUAAAAUGGGUAUUUAAUGCUGUGGGCAUUAGAAAAAGGCAAGUGGUAAAACUAUUCUACAAAAUAAAACAAGUAAGUCAUCAUUAUUUAGAUUUGUUUGGUUAAGGAUAAUAUAAAGAUAUUCAUCUUGUCAAAAUGUUUUGUGGAUCAAACUCAUACAUUGCAUUUGUGUGAUUUCAGUUGGUCUCACACAUAUAUGGUAAUAGAAGUGAUAAACAUGCAUGAGUGUCUUCAUAACAUGUCAAAAGAAUAAGAAAAGAGACACAUCUGAGAAGAUAAAAACAAAAAACCUUGAAAAAUCCAGGUGACUUUCUCAAGGUCUUCUCAAGUUUUGGAUCCCACAUUUCCACAAACUCUGUGUCAUUUAAACUUUGAAACUGAAAAGCCAAGCCAAAAUAACACUUUUGAAAUAAUUUGUGACAUUUUCAACACAAAGUAAACUAUAAACGACAUGAUGGAAAUGUUCCCUCUUACCUGGACAUGCUCUCUGUGACAAGUACUAAACUUGACAUUGAAAAUCACUCCAAUCACCAUUGGAGGUUUAUUGAUGGUUCUAUUUUCUUGACACAAGUCUUUUGUAAAAGGAUUUUCCUUAUUUAUGUAUCGAAUAGUAUAAAUAAAAUAAAAACAAAU
Molecule: messenger RNA, 3496 nt
Organism: Cololabis saira (Pacific saury)
Lineage: Eukaryota; Metazoa; Chordata; Actinopteri; Beloniformes; Belonidae
Product: arf-GAP with coiled-coil, ANK repeat and PH domain-containing protein 3-like
Exons: 26
Coding region: 169-2736 (855 amino acids)
Cellular component (GO): cytoplasm
Molecular function (GO): protein binding; GTPase activator activity
Source: RefSeq, a predicted model, not a curated record